CACAGCAAAAAGAGUGAACGGCGCCGCACAUUAUAGUAGCCCCAUCGCCUUCUUUCCCUCUUUCGUUCAGGUUUCUGCUCACCAAAUCCUACUGUUCAAUCGCGCCAUUUUCCUGCUGUGACUUGUGCUUCUGAUUCUGCUUAUUUGAGGUCGAUUAAAGGUAGAUAAGGUGCUAGUCAUGGCAUUGAUGUCCCAUCCUGGGUCAUCUCACAGCAUUCAUUCCAGGAUUAUACAGUGUAAAAUUAGGCAAAAUGGAGUUAAUAGCUUUGCCAACACAGUUGACUCGGCCAGAAUGCGGUCCCCUUAUUGGAGUUCCCUGAAGGUGAAACCAAGCUCAAGUUCCAUAGGCAUUGGACUGGGAAGCAGGCAUGGGCGCCAGGUAACUGUUGCUGCAAGUCCUCCUACAGAAGAUGCUGUUAUCUCGACCGAGCCACUUACAAAGGAAGAUCUCGUAGGUUACCUUGCUUCGGGUUGCAAACCCAAGGAAAACUGGAGGAUAGGCACUGAACAUGAAAAAUUUGGGUUUGAGAUCGGAACAUUAAACCCCAUGAAAUAUGAACAGAUAGCAGAGCUUCUUAACGGUAUAUCUGAGAGAUUUGACUGGGAUAAAAUAAUGGAAGGUGAAAACAUUAUUGGACUCAAACAGAAUAAUCAAAGUAUCUCGCUGGAGCCUGGUGGCCAAUUUGAGCUUAGUGGUGCACCCCUUGAAACUCUGCACCAAACUUGUGCUGAAGUCAAUUCUCAUCUCUAUCAGGUUAAGGCUGUUGCAGAAGAAAUGGGGAUUGGAUUUCUAGGAAUUGGCUUCCAGCCCAAAUGGAGACGUGAAGACAUACCAAUAAUGCCCAAGGGAAGAUAUGUAAUCAUGAAAAAUUACAUGCCCAAAGUUGGGUCGCUGGGACUUGAUAUGAUGUUUAGAACAUGUACUGUCCAGGUGAACCUGGAUUUUGAUUCCGAAGCUGAUAUGAUAAAGAAAUUCCGGGCUGGUCUUGCCUUACAGCCUAUAGCUACGGCAUUGUUUGCAAAUUCACCAUUCACUGAAGGGAAACCAAACGGAUAUCUUAGCAUGAGAAGCCAAAUAUGGACAGAUACUGACAAUGACCGGUCUGGAAUGCUUCCUUUUGUCUUUGAUGACUCCUUUGGGUUUGAACAAUAUGUAGAGUAUGCUCUUGACGUCCCAAUGUACUUUGUCUAUCGGAAGAAAAAGUAUAUAGAUUGUGCUGGAAUGUCCUUCCGGGACUUUUUGGCUGGGAAACUUCCUUCUCUUCCAGGUGAAUAUCCAACUCUCAACGACUGGGAGAAUCAUUUAACAACAAUAUUUCCGGAGGUUAGGCUUAAAAGAUACUUGGAGAUGAGGGGUGCUGACGGAGGACCUUGGAGGCGGCUAUGUGCACUACCUGCAUUUUGGGUUGGUCUCUUGUAUGACAAUGAUUCUCUGCAAAAUGUUCUGGACAUGAUAGCAGAUUGGACACUCGAGGAAAGAGAGAUGCUUAGAAAUAAGGUCCCAAAGGAGGGGCUGAAGACGCCAUUUCGUGAUGGCUUGCUGAAGCAUGUCGCGCAAGAAGUUCUCAAAAUUUCCAAGGAUGGCUUGGAAAGAAGAGGCUUCAAGGAGGCUGGAUUCUUAAAUGAACUGACGGAAGUCGUUAAUACAGGCAUAACUCCAGCGGAAAAGCUCCUCGCUCUGUACCACGGGAAGUGGGGACGAAGUGUCGAUCCUGUAUUUGAGGAGCUGCUCUACUAGAGAUUGGAGCAGGUCAGUUUGAUAGUAUCAAAGCUUGGGGAGCAAAAUAAUGAGUUGUAAGUUUUUUUUCAAGAGGAUUCAAUAAUGGUUCCCCUUAGUCGAGGAAGUUUCGGUUACGACAUGUUUCAAUACGGUUAUGAAGACAUUUCAUGUUUACUCUUUUCUGUACGAGUCUUACAUUGCAGUUGCGAUUCGCAAACUAGAUGAGAGAUAUUGAUUUGUAAAUUGUAUUAAGAAAAUUGUAAACCGGGUUUACAAUUUUCCGGGUUCAAGAAAAUCGACAUGUUAUGAUGCA
Messenger RNA from Salvia hispanica, 2033 nucleotides. Its product is annotated as glutamate--cysteine ligase, chloroplastic-like. Lineage: Eukaryota; Viridiplantae; Streptophyta; Magnoliopsida; Lamiales; Lamiaceae. Gene Ontology annotation, molecular function: glutamate-cysteine ligase activity. Gene Ontology annotation, biological process: glutathione biosynthetic process. The record is from RefSeq and is a predicted model, not a curated record.